AUGAUGCCCUUGUACAAAAGAGCAGGCAAGACUGUUCCGCGAUUUAUCGACGACAUUCAUCUAUAUGAUCCGGUCCAUCUCCCAGCCUCAGGUCGUAACCUACUGGCCGAUAUACCCCCCGUAUUUCCGGACGGAUACGAUGGCCCGCCAGAAUGGCUCUCUCCUUCCGCUUGUAAGCACGUGUACAUCACAAAGACCAGUCAGACCCUCGUUGUCUCACCGGAUCGAAGACAAGGUCGAGGAGCCUCCUCAAAAGUCUGCGCAGUCUGUUCGAAGUGUCGAUUGCAUACACAGGUGGUGGUCAAUUAUCCGGGCAACGUAGCGCCUACGUCCGGCCAUCUGCAUCACCUUGUUUAUCAAUCUGGUAGUCACGCAAAAGGUACGGUUACUCCGAAAGGACAACGCCUAGAAACAUACUAUUAUCGAUGCUCUUACAUGACCUGUGGCAUUACUUCUUCGGUGCAGAUUUCGUCCCCUGUCCUGAACCACGACUUCCUUCAGCUGUUGACGGACGUGGAGCUGGUCAACAAACGUGCAGACGAAGCCAUAGCUGCUCAUCCGGAGCGUUUGGAGGGUAUUGCACGACCUCAACCCAUAACUGUCCUUGAUAAUCUACGCACAUAUCUCCGCAAUUCGCUCCAGGAUCCGCAGCGUAGCAAACCGAUUUCAGCUAUCAACAAACGAUUUGUGGUUUGCUUUGGUGUUGACGGGAGCCCUUGUAGAGAUCUAUUGGAAUUUCUGGAGUUUUCAUAUCGAGACGAGGGCUUCUGGGAUCCCCCAAAUCCAAAUACAUCCGAGGAACUGCCCUUUCAGAACGAACUCAACAUAUUCAUUGAUAACGUCAUACAUGAACUGUCCAUUUUGAUCGAACAACGUCCUGUGUCUGAGAAGAAGACUCCUUAUGCUCUGAAUUACUCGACAUCUCCAGCCACUAGUGACUUUCUCCAAGCUCUUGAAGCUGCCAAUUAUGCGAGAUCGACGCGACUCAUUGAGUUUGAAAUGCCUGGACAACCUUGCUAUGAAGAUCUUGGUACAGUGGAAGAUAUGGCAUCCGAUCUCAUAAUCGAGGCCUAUCACCGCCAAGUUGCAGUUGAUCCAGCAAGGGGCCCGCAUUAUCUUCAAUGCUUGAACUCUAUUGCUCAAUGGAGAGGCGGUCCAGAUCGUGAUACAAUCAACGAGGCUGUAGUGACUGCAUACAGCAAAGGCGCCUAUACAACAAACGAUGUCCUUAAAGCUUAUGAGUACUUUGGGCUAAGUCCAAAUGACACAUCUCUCACUGAAGAGGUCAUUAUUGGCAGGUUCCACGCAUAUCUGAGCUCUACCACCCAGGAGACCGAAGCCCGACAACAACUAUGGCGAAUAGGCGAUGCUAGGAGAAGCGAACGGAUCAAGUCAGCUGCUGAGGAUCGAGUAUCGAAUGCUGAGCAGGCCCUCGUUUAUCUCGGGGUUGAAGAGAAUACACCUGACGAUUUUGUCAUCACAAUGUUCACAACAAAAGUGAAUGACAGCCCCAGUAGCAAAGAAAUCUCAGAGAAAGCUUUGUCGCUCAUCGCAGAAAAACGGAAUUCGGAGACUUUGAGGCAUUUUCUUAAAACGGGCGAGACUGGAGCAGGCGAAAUGGAUGUCGGAGAUGCUUAUCGUCUUCUUCAGAUACCUGAUCGCACAGUUGGUGAUGAUGCUAUUCUCGCAGCAUACACGAUCUGCGUAGAUGAAGCCCCAACGCAAGUUGAAACUUAUACACGCGCGCUGACUAUCAUUGCAAAAGAAAAGGAUAGCCCUAUGCUAAGCAGCUUCGUCUCGGGAUCUACAACGCAUAAUGAUCGAAAUUUGUCCGAAUGGCCCGUUGGGCUUCAGAAUAUAGGUAAUACUUGCUACCUGAACAGCUUACUGCAGUUCUACUUCACCGUUCGUCCUUACCGAGAGAUGGUGUUGGAUUUCGAGAACAAUAAAACAGAGUUGGAUGAGGAAACCUUGCGCCAGAAGAAAGUCGGAUCUCGUAAAGUAUCUAGACUUGAAGUUGAGAGGUCUCAGAAAUUUCUUCGUGAACUUCGUGGAUUGUUUCACAACAUGAUAACAACUCCAAGAGCCUUCGUUCGACCUGAACAGGAACUGGCUAGAUUGACGUUAAUUAGCUCCACAAAUGAGGCAGAGAUUCGCCGAAGAUCCACCAUUUCUGGGAUUAGGCCUUUUGGUCUCGGUGAGAUCAACGGUGCGCCAGUGGCAGGGCCACUAGGACCGCCUGAAUCUAUAAAAUCUAACGAAAAUGAGAACGUUGUCGACCAGAUUGCUAUUCCAGCUGAAGGCAAUCUUGCCAAGGACUCACAAAUGAGUGACAUUGAUAGCGAAGCUACUCUCAUUUCCGAACAUGAGGAGAAUGCGCCGCUACCUGUAUCGACGGCACCGGCAUUAGACCCGUCAGAAGACCCAGAGAAACCUACAAGCACUCCUUCUCAAUCACAGACUGUGCAGAAGGUUGAUCCGCCGAGUAGACCACCACCAAAACCGCCACGACCUGCCGAAGCAGACCGUAAAAGGCAAUUGAUAGAGGAAGUUGAAUUGGGCGCUCAACAAGAUGUUACUGAAGUCAUCAACAACGUUCUGUUUCAGAGCGAGUGUGCCAUUAGACCACGUGGCAUCGCUCCGGAUGGCGAGCAGCUUGAUCAAAUCAAAGAUUUGUUCUAUGGCAAGACAAAGUCAUACAUCACGGCACAGAAUGGGACUCGUUCGAAAGAGGAGCUCUGGUCUGACAUCAAAGUUGAUGUUGCAACAGGCUCGCGGGAUAUAUACUCGGCCAUCGACGGUGCAUUCGACAUGCAAGAGGUUCUCGUAGAUGAUGCUCUUGUCGAGCAAUUCGGUGCUAUCAGCAAGCUGCCUCCAAUCUUGCAGAUCCAGGUGCAGAGGGUCCAGUUCGAUCCUGUUAAGAAGGCUUCUUUCAAAUCCACACACCACUUGGAUCUGAAAGAGACGAUUUAUCUCGACCGUUACAUGGAUACUCAGAAACAAGAUAUCGUUAGACGACGCAGAGAUUGUUGGGAUUGGAAACGAAAGCUAGUUGGUCUACAGAACCGCAAGGCUGAACUAUUGCGGUUAACUGAGAAUGACGGACAAAAUAUGCCAGCACUAUUCAAGAACGCUUCUAGCCUUCUUACCGAGCUUUCUGCAAUAAAUCCCACCGAGGAGGGCGCUGGCGACUUUUCCGAUAUCAAUACGGAACUUGUAGCUGAAAUGGACAAGUUGUCACAGAUAACACAGGCUGAGUUUGCUCAUAUCGAACAGGAAACCAAAGACAUUGAAGGCAUGAUUUCGGGCAGUUUCAAUGAUUAUACGAAAUUAGCAUAUCGCCUUUACGCAGUCUUCAUGCACCAAGGAUCUGUGGAGUUCGGGCACUACUACAUCUAUAUCUACGACUUCAAGAAGGAUGUGUGGCGCAAAUACAAUGACAGUGACAUCACAGAGGUCAAAGAUACUGCAGAGAUAUUCCGAAACCCUAACCGUGCCAAUCCCCCAACGCCAUAUUUCUUGGUUUAUGUGAACGCCGCGAUGAAGGAUCGAUUGGUGGAACCAGUUUGCCGGGAAAUCCCUUCAGAGAUAACGACCGAGAACACCGCUACGACUGUUGUUCCACAAACAGACGAGCCGAUGGAUGUUGAUGUGCAUAUGGAGAUGAAGCCACCCUCCUACUUUGAUUUAAAACCCAAAGGCGAGUCGGAAGUAGUUUCAAACCUUGAUCCCACAUCUCCUCUUUCACCCACAGCCGUUCCAUUGAAGCGGAAAGGGUCUGCAGGCCAAAUGAGCAUCACUAUGAGCACCCAGGUCGAUGCAUCCUAG
Molecule: messenger RNA, 3828 nt
Organism: Talaromyces marneffei
Lineage: Eukaryota; Fungi; Ascomycota; Eurotiomycetes; Eurotiales; Trichocomaceae
Exons: 7
Coding region: 1-3828 (1275 amino acids)
Biological process (GO): regulation of proteasomal protein catabolic process; proteasome-mediated ubiquitin-dependent protein catabolic process; protein deubiquitination
Molecular function (GO): cysteine-type deubiquitinase activity; proteasome binding
Source: RefSeq, a predicted model, not a curated record